Cebus imitator (Panamanian white-faced capuchin) is the source of this 4920-nucleotide messenger RNA. It is a transcript of the gene WDR62, whose product is annotated as WD repeat domain 62. The coding region runs from base 216 to 4844 and encodes 1542 amino acids. Lineage: Eukaryota; Metazoa; Chordata; Mammalia; Primates; Cebidae. Gene Ontology annotation, biological process: neurogenesis; mitotic spindle organization; regulation of mitotic cell cycle. Gene Ontology annotation, cellular component: mitotic spindle. The record is from RefSeq and is a predicted model, not a curated record. The transcript has 31 exons. Gene Ontology annotation, molecular function: protein binding.
ACUAGCUGUAGCCCCGCCCCGCCAGGCACUCGCUGCGCUUCCUCGUCCCCAUUGGUCCUAGGAGCACCGCCCGGCAGCCCUGAGAUUGGCCAGACCGGGCCCGUCGCGUCCAAUAGGCGGCGGCGCCGGCUUUCCCGCGGUUGUUUGCUGUUCCAGUGAGUCGUGGAGGCGGCGGCGGUUAGGGGAUGUAACGGUCGCCCGGCUCCGGUGCGACGAUGGCGGCCGUAGGGUCCGGAGGCAAUGCGCGGAACGAUGCGGCGGAGAAGUUGACCUCUGUCAUGGCGGGAGUUCCGGCGCGGAGGGGCCAGUCCUCCCCGCCCCCCGCCCCACCGCUCUGCCUCCGGCGGCGGACGCGAUUCUCGACAGCCCCCGAGGAGACGGUGCAGAACCGGGUGUCACUCGAGAAGGUGCUUGGCAUCACAGCCCAGAACAGCAGUGGCCUAACCUGUGACCCUGGCACAGGCCAUGUGGCCUACCUGGCAGGCUGUGUGGUGGUGAUUUUGGACCCCAAGGAGAACAAGCAGCAGCACAUCUUUAACACCGCCAGGAAGUCUCUGAGCGCUCUGGCCUUCUCCCCUGAUGGGAAGUACAUAGUGACAGGGGAGAAUGGGCACAGGCCUGCCGUGCGCAUCUGGGAUGUGGAGGAGAAAAAUCAGGUGGCGGAGAUGCUAGGCCACAAGUAUGGUGUGGCCUGUGUGGCCUUCUCACCCAAUAUGAAGCACAUUGUGUCCAUGGGCUACCAACAUGACAUGGUGCUCAACGUCUGGGACUGGAAGAAAGACAUCGUGGUGGCCUCCAACAAGGUAUCUUGUAGAGUCAUUGCUCUCUCCUUCUCAGAGGACAGCAGCUAUUUUGUCACUGUUGGGAACCGGCAUGUGAGGUUCUGGUUCUUGGAAGUCUCCACUGAGACAAAGGUGACGGGCACAGUACCCCUUGUAGGGCGCUCAGGCAUACUGGGCGAGCUGCACAACAACAUUUUCUGUGGUGUGGCCUGCGGUCGGGGCCGGAUGGCGGGCAGUACCUUCUGUGUGUCCUACUCAGGCCUCCUCUGCCAGUUCAAUGAGAAGAGGGUUCUGGAGAAGUGGAUCAACCUGAAGGUCUCCCUGUCUUCCUGCCUCUGUGUCAGCCAGGAGCUCAUCUUCUGUGGCUGCACAGAUGGGAUAGUCCGCAUCUUCCAGGCCCACAGCCUGCACUACCUUGCCAACCUGCCCAAGCCGCACUACCUUGGGGUAGACGUGGCACAAGGACUGGAGCCCAGCUUCCUCUUCCACAGGAAGGCAGAAGCAGUCUACCCAGAUACAGUGGCACUGACCUUCGACCCCAUCCACCAGUGGCUGUCCUGCGUGUAUAAGGACCACAGCAUUUACAUUUGGGACAUCAAAGACAUCAACAGAGUGGGCAAGGUGUGGUCAGAGCUCUUCCACAGCUCUUACGUCUGGAAUGUGGAGGUAUAUCCUGAGUUUGAAGACCAGAGAGCUUGUUUGCCAUCAGGAUCCUUUCUGACUUGCUCUUCAGACAACACCAUUCGCUUCUGGAACUUGGACAGCAGCCCUGACUCUCACUGGCAGAAAAACAUCUUCAGCAAUACCCUGCUGAAGGUUGUGUAUGUGGAGAAUGACAUCCAGCACCUGCAGGACAUGUCACACUUCCCAGACCGGGGGAGCGAGAAUGGGACACCCAUGGACGUGAAAGCCGGGGUGCGGGUCAUGCAGGUCAGUCCUGACGGCCAGCAUUUGGCUUCAGGCGACCGAAGUGGAAAUCUGAGGAUCCACGAGCUGCACUUCAUGGACGAGCUGGUCAAGGUGGAGGCCCAUGAUGCUGAGGUGCUGUGCCUGGAGUACUCUAAGCCGGAGACGGGGAUGACCUUGCUGGCCUCAGCCAGUCGGGACCGGCUGAUCCAUGUGCUGAACGUGGAGAAGAACUACAACCUGGAGCAGACGCUGGAUGACCACUCCUCCUCCAUCACCGCCAUCAAGUUUGCUGGCAACAGAGACAUCCAGAUGAUCAGCUGUGGGGCUGACAAGAGCAUCUACUUUCGCAGCGCCCAGCGGGGUUCAGAUGGACUACACUUUGUCCGUACCCACCACGUAGCAGAGAAAACCACCUUGUAUGACAUGGACAUUGACAUCACCCAGAAGUAUGUGGCCGUGGCCUGCCAGGACCGCAAUGUGAGAGUCUACAACACCGUGAACGGGAAGCAGAAGAAGUGCUACAAGGGCUCCCAGGGUGAUGAAGGGUCCUUGCUGAAGGUCCAUGUGGAUCCCUCAGGUACCUUCCUGGCUACUAGCUGCUCUGACAAAAGCAUCUCAGUGAUUGACUUUUACUCGGGCGAGUGCAUUGCCAAGAUGUUUGGCCAUUCAGAAAUUAUUACCAGCAUGAAGUUCACCUAUGACUGUCAUCACUUGAUCACAGUAUCCGGAGACAGGUGGGACAGGCCUGGAGGCUACCCCUGGCCAGGCCUCCCUCUGGGAGUGGGUGGGACAUGGGCCAUAGGAGAGUUGUGGCUCAGAUACCAUGACCACUGCACUCAGCCUGCCUGUGUAGAGAGCGUUUCUGAGCUGCCCAAUUUGAAUUGUGUGAGUUUUGGUGUCACACCCAGCUGCGAGUUCAGAUCCCAGCAGGAUACGUAUGUGUCCACACCUAGUGAGAUUCGCUCCCUGAGCCCUGGAGAGCAGACAGAGGAUGAUCUGGAGGAAGAGUGUGAGCCAGAAGAGAUGCUGAAGACACCAUCCAAAGACAGCUUGGAUCCAGAUCCUCGGUGCCUGCUAACCAAUGGCAAGCUGCCACUGUGGGCAAAGCGGCUGCUAGGGGAUGAUGAUGUGCCAGAUGGCUCAGCCUUCCACGCCAAGCGCAGCUACCAGCCCCACGGCCGCUGGGCAGAGCGGGCCGGCCAGGAGCCCCUCAAGACCAUUCUUGAUGCCCAGGACCUGGAUUGCUACUUUACCCCCAUGAAGCCCGAGAAUCUGGAGAACUCCGUUCUAGAUUCACUGGAGCCACAGAGCCUGGCUGGCCUGCUGAGUGAGUCAGAGAGUCCCCAGGAGGCUGGCCACGGGCACCCCUCCUUCCUUCCCCAACAGAGGGAAUCAUCGAAUGAGGCCAGUGAGCUCAUCCUCUACUCCCUGGAGGCAGAAGUGACAGUCACAGGGACAGACAGCCAGUACUGCGGGAAGGAGGUGGAGGCCAGGCCUGGAGACCAGCAGGGCGACUCCUACCUCAGGGUGUCCUCCAUCAGCCCAAAGGAUCAGAGCCCGCCUGAGGACUCGGGGGAGUCCGAGGCCGACCUGGAGUGCAGCUUCGAGGCCGUACACUCCCCAGUUCAGCCACCUCACCCCACCCCUCGGUUUGUCACGUUGCUGCCCCAUUUCCCAGGAUGCACAGGUCCCACAGAAGAUGAGCUGUCCCUGCCUGAGGGACCCAGCAUCCCCAGCAGCUCCCUGCCACAGACUCCUGAGCAGGAGAAGUUCCUCCGCCACCACUUUGAGACGCUGACUGAGUCCCCCUGCAGAGCCCUGGGAGACACGGAGGCCUCUGAGGCUGAGGACUACUACUUCAACCCGCGCCUGAGCAUCUCCACACAGUUCCUCUCCAGCCUCCAGAAGGCAUCCAGGUUCACCCACACCUUCCCUUCUCGGGCAACCCAGCACCUUGUGAAGUCUCCGGAGGUCAAGCCCACAGACCGAGGUGGAAGCCAACCCAGAACAGGUACUGGCUACACCUCCCAAGACGGGACCCACGUCCUUGCUGCAGGGAAGGUGCAGGAGACCCUGGAGGCCUGGCGCCCACCACCCCCCUGCCUUACGGGCCCAGUGCCCUGUGUCCCUGCCUCCUCCGUGCUGCCCACAGACGGGAAGCUCCCAACGCCCACAUCUGCACCCACCCUAGGCCCGGCUCAGGGUGUCCACGCCUCCUCCACCUGCUCCUACAUGGAGGCCCCUGCCAACUCCCGUGCCAGGAUAUCACGCAGCAUCUCCCUCGGGGACAGCAAGGGCCCUAUCGUGGCAGAAUUGGCCCAGCCCCUCUGUAGGCCGUCGUCCGUGGGGGACCUGGCCUCCCUGGGCCAGGAGCUUCAGACCAUCACCACCACAGUCACACCCAAUUUGGACAGUGAAGGCCAAGAGCCUUCCCUGCACUCCUGGGGCAACCACGAGGCCCGGGCCAACCUGAGACUGACCUUGUCAAGUGUCUGUGAUGAGCUCCUGCUGCCCCCCGUGGAUGCCCAGCCUGGUGUCACAGUCCCAGAAUCGAGUUUCUCAGCCCCUAACCCCAUAGACGGGAGCGCCCUGAGGCUCCAUGGCUCUGCCUUUCUCCCAAGUCUCCCAGUCUCUGAGUCCCCUGGCCUUCCUGACCACCCCAGUAGCCCCCAGCUUCCAGAGGCUGGACCUGGCGUCCCUGGCGGCACUGCCUCCCUCCUGGAGCCCACCUCUGGCGUACUCGGUCUGAUCGAGGGCAGCCCUGCCUGCUGGAGUGAGCCCUGGGUGCCGGCUGAAACCCUGCCCCUGUCCCCGCUUGAGCUGAGCAGGGUGGGGAACAUCUUGCACAGGCUGCAGACAGCCUUCCAAGAAGCCCUCGACCUUUACCGUGUGUUGGUCUCCAGUGGCCAGUUGGACACCAGGCAGCAGCAGGCGCGGAAUGAGCUGGUCUCCACCUUCCUGUGGAUCCACAGCCAACUCGAGGCCAACUGCCUGGUGGGGACCAGUGUGGCCCCAGCCCAGGCCCUGCCCAGCCCAGGCCCCCCCUCCCCACCGACACUGUACCCUCUGGCCAGCCCAGAUCUGCAGGCCCUGCUGGAACACUACUCAGAGCUGCUGGUGCAGGCCGUGCGGAGGAAGGCACGGGGGCACUGAGGGUGCAGCCCCUCCACCGCAGCCCUGCUGCUUCUGAGGACUUAGGUAUUUUAUGUGAAUAAACUGACAGCUUAGA